Ylistrum balloti is the source of this 2320-nucleotide messenger RNA. RefSeq names its product nucleolin-like. The transcript has 6 exons. Bases 141 to 938 code for a protein of 265 amino acids. Gene Ontology annotation, molecular function: RNA binding. NCBI's taxonomy places the organism in Eukaryota, Metazoa, Mollusca, Bivalvia, Pectinida, Pectinidae. The record is from RefSeq and is a predicted model, not a curated record.
UCUUCGGGAUUUUUACAUGGCGGCAGAGGAUCGGCAACAGUAAAGGGACAAUUGUAAAAGACUUUUCUGUCAAUCUUGCAAAGGUAGAUCUGGCAAACGAUUAAUACAUCUGCAGACCGCAUUUUAGAAGAGCUAUAGAUAUGGAUGACUACAGGAAGAGAUCACGCGAUGAUGAUGAAAAGACUCUUUUUGUCAAAAACUUGGCAGAAUCGGUAACUCAAGACACCUUGAGAGAUUUUUUCACUGAAUCCAUUGAAGUGCGAAUUCCUUCUCGCCCAGAUGGUGCUAACAAAGGAUUCGCAUAUGUUGUCUUCAAUGAUGAAGCCACCGUAGAACAGAUGUUGAAAGACCAUCAAGGUGAAGAUCUAGAAGGUUUGUCCUUAUAUUUGGACUAUGCUGGCAGUCGUGGAAGCAGAGCAAAGUCUGCGAGAUCUGACUAUGGUGGAGGAAAAAAAUAUGGUGGAGGCAGCGGUGAAAAGACUAAGGUUCUUUUUGUAAAGAAUUUGUCAUACAAUGCAACUGAGGAGGAUCUUCUAGAUGCAUUUGAAGGAUGUGAAUCUGCACGACUGAUCAGGUUUCCCGAUACCGGAAAACCAAGAGGCUUUGGUUUUGUGGAAUAUGCAUCACAAACAGAUGCAACUAAUGCAUUGAAAGAGAAGCAGGGAUAUGGCAUUGAUGGACGGGAGAUUUACAUAGAUUAUGCAUCUGAUAGACCAGGUGGUGACCAUAAAGGCAGUGGAUAUGGAAAUCGGGAUAACAGGAGAGGAGGCUACAGAGGAGGAAGUGGAAGUCGAGGAUAUGGAGGAGGAAGAGGUGGUGGUUACAGGGGAAGAGGACGUGGUGGUGGUGGCGGUAGGGAUUAUGGUAGCAGGGACUACGGCAGUCGGGACUACGGUAGUCGAGACUACGGCAGUCGGGACUACGGUAGCAAAUACUGAAUGAUGUCUCAUUUUGUUGAAGUGUCUAACUAUAUUAUAUAAAAAUGUGUAACAUUUAUUCUUGACAAGAACAUCCUUCAUUGGAUUUAAAUAUGAUCUUGUAAAAUUUCAUAGCAGAAACAUGCUGAAGUGUUACCGUAGUUUUAAUUUCCGAUAUAUUUGUACUGCAUACAUGAUUCAUGACUUUGAAAAUGUUGUCUCCUAUGGAACAAUAAUUUAAUAGUAUGAGUAUUGAUGACUGCAAAUACAAAUGGCAUUAUCAUCUUAAGUAUCAAAACCUGUGUUAAAUAGGAGAUAUUUCUGUCCCACAAUGGUUUGCUUUUGUCAGUGUUAGGAAAACUAGGAGAGAACCAUAGGGAUUACACUUAAAAAUCAACAUUUAAAGAUUAAUAGCUUGUUGCUUAAUGAAGAAAUUUUAAUUAUCUUCCAAAGAAUUAUGAACACAGUAAAGUAAGAUAUGGGAUGCAACAUUCUAAACUUUGAAUUCCACGAAUUCGUGUGGAGGUUACGUUUAUUAUCAUUGUUUUAUAUCAGUUUUUGAUCAUGCUCUAUUUUAAUAUGUUUGUUUCUCUCAAAGAGAAAAGUUUCGAUGGUGAUUUUAAAAAAAAAAAAAAAGGUAAAUUACUGGUCGUGAUCUUACAUAUCAUCUUUUACAGCUCUUUGUUGUAAUGUUAUAUAGUAAGGUGAGUGUAUGUAUUACUUUACUUAUAUACUUGCAUUUGUGCAUUGCUUGCUGCAAGACCAUUCGUUACAAUAAGGAAUUGUAAAAGUUUUGUAGGAAUUUAUGCGACCCUGUUUGUAUUGGUGUAUCAAGAUCAUGUCCCUAUUCUUACAGAUAUUGGAAGUUUCUACUUAUUUGAUAGAUUUAUAAGAUUUACACAUAUUGUGUUGUGUGGUGGAAUUCUUCAUUGUAAUUAUUCAUUGUAACAGAUUUUUUAACGUGUGGUAUUUUAACCUGUUUGUCAUAUUAUGCAUAAAUUUUGCUUAUCGUCAACCACAAGCAGCAAAUUUUCUUCCCUUUUUUUUCAUGCAUUCCUUAUAUCAUUUUGUCACAUUUUUCAUACUUCACUCGUAUUGAUUAUUUGUAAAUCACUUCUUUAAAAGUCCAUUGAUAAAUAAUAUCUUAAAAUGGCUAUUUCAUUUAAGGAGUUUUUUUGCUUCAAACACCGUUUGCUGUAAGUUUAAGUCGCGUAUUUGAUCAUUCUCCAAUUUUUUAUUCCUGAAGAAAAACAAACUAGCUGCCAAGUACUCAGCAACAGAAACAUCAUAAUUACAGACUUUGUGAUGUCAUGAAGAAGAGAAGAUAUUUGUGAUCAUUGUAAAUGUAAGGUGUACUACGUACAGUUGUUUAACAUGCAACAGAAUAAAUUUAUAUCAUGAAA